This is a messenger RNA of Periophthalmus magnuspinnatus, 3562 nucleotides long. Its product is annotated as KN motif and ankyrin repeat domain-containing protein 1-like. Gene Ontology annotation, molecular function: protein binding. Bases 1 to 3537 code for a protein of 1178 amino acids. Gene Ontology annotation, biological process: negative regulation of actin filament polymerization. The record is from RefSeq and is a predicted model, not a curated record. The transcript has 11 exons. Gene Ontology annotation, cellular component: cytoplasm; cytoskeleton. NCBI's taxonomy places the organism in Eukaryota, Metazoa, Chordata, Actinopteri, Gobiiformes, Gobiidae.
AUGGCCAGAGGAAGAUUCAUGGUUAAAGACAUGCCAGGCGGCUGUUUCUGUAAAGACUUGGAUAUUGACUACAUUUCUCAGUACAACUUUACAUGCACCAGGUGUACAGAUAAUUUACCAGCUACCACCAUUAAGCGACUAAGCUUCAAGAGGAGGCCCAGAGGAGCCUCAGAUAACACAGAAGAAUCUCCCAAUGUUGCUUCACCCAGUCAGUGGCAUUCGGCAGAAUCUCUCCUGUCAAACAAAGAUGCCACAAGAGAAGUGGCUACAUCUCGUUCAACACGGGGGCGUCCUCCUCUUCCUCCUCCUCAUACUUCUGCCACUGAUAAAAAAACAUCACGUAAUAAUACUGAAGUGCCCAAUAUUGAAGGAACACAGUGUAUGGAGGAAAAAAACACUCUGGAAAUGCAAGAAGUCAUCAGCCCAGCUCCACCUCAGCCUCUUCCCCGACGAAGACUGGCAAGCUUUGGAGGACUAAGUUGCCCUGAAUCCUCUUCUCUCUUUACUGGCCUAGGUGCUUAUAGUCAAUUUAAGGAUGGGCACCAGCCAGGAGCAACGGGAAAUCUCCCUGCUUAUAUAGGCUCUUCUGUGGGCAGCACUCAGUCUCUCAAAGUGAGCCCACAGAGCUCAGGGAGAAGCACCCCAGUAACAGGGCUGGGCUCUGUGCAGCUGCAGAAUGUUCGUGAGCAGAUGGUAGUGGCAUUACAGAAGCUGAAGGAGCUGGAAGAACAGGUCAAAAUCAUCCCUGUUUUAGAGUUAAAGAUUUCAGUUCUUCAAGAAGACAAGAGGCAACUUUUAUAUGAGCUCAAGAAACAUAGAGAUGAAGAUACCAGCGCUGUUUGGAAAAUGGCCUAUAGUCAAGAAAGGUUUGACAUUUCAACACAGUAUUUUGAUGACUCAGUGCAUAAGGAGAACAUUAAAUUAACAGAGUGUAAGGAAUCUGAAAAGGUACAGUCAGUGGAGCAACAACACAAGUCUGGUCUUUUUCAUACACGGCAAAAAACAAGGUCUGUAGCAACUGGUACUGACAAAGAAAGGGAUUUUGUAUGUUGUGAGCAUCAUUGCCAAAGUAAAGGAAAACAGAUGAGGUCCAUCGCAAUUGAAGUUACUGAAAACAGCCUCGGAAUUAACUCAGAAAAAGAUGACGAGAUUUUAGCCCAACAAGAAAUUAUUUAUUCUUUAAAAGAGAAAAUUGGUUAUUUAGAAACCGAGCUCAAAGAAUCCACUCUUCAAAUAGAAAUGCACCGAUUAAAAUUAGAACUCCAAGCAGCAGAAGAAAGAAAUAAUAAUAAGAAAAUGGACAAAGCUUCCAGUGCUUCACCGUCUACAGUGAACACAAGUACAGAGGCCAGACCGUCCACGAAAAGCCAAGCAGUGGGGAAUCAUGUGACUGUUUGCGAUGCUAGCACAGGGGAAGUGACAGAAGUGAAAAACGUUGGAAUAUCGUGCUGCAGGAUGAUGCUGCAAAGCGUACGUCCUGGACCAACCGUUCAGUGGGUGGUCAGAGAAAUGGUGGCCACAGCAGAUAAGAAUACGGGAGUCCAGAUUUUGACAACAUCACAAGGAGUUGGGACGUGUAUAAAGCUUUGUGAUACAGGAACCAACACAGACAGUGGGGUGGCUGCAGUUAAUGUGAAUUUUUCUAGAGAUCAUUGCAUCGACCAGGGCAUCAUGGCUUCCACCGAAACAGCUUCUCAGCAUACUAACACGGUGCGCACUUUAGUAUCCCGCUUUACAAACACAAAACAAGCGUUCAACACAGACUCCAUCACUAACACUGUAAUCAAAAGCCAGGACAAGCAUACAAAUACUCCUGCAACAAUCACAAGGACAGUAUCUGUGGGGAGCAGGGUCCAAGACAUGCAGGCUCCUCUGCAGACUCGCACUAUCGGUGUGGGUACCGCUCAUUUGGUUGACGGUGAUGCAUUGCAGCCAAACUUAGCCGGCAAGGUAACACGAGAUGCUAGUGUGGGAUUUAUAAAUAUUAAUGAGAAUUUUCUGAUUGGAAUAAAAACACGGAAUAUGGCGUCUGGACCGUCACAUUUACCUGAUCCUUUAAAAACAAGGAGCGUUGGUGUUGGAGAGGGAAAAAUAUGGGAUUCCCCACCCAAAGAAAACAAAGAAGUUAAACCAAAUCAACCUUUAAAAGAUACUGAAUUGAAUUACUAUAUUGAGGAGAUGCAGAGGUUUCUCACAGAGCACAAAGACUUGCUCAAAGAAGAGAGGACGUGCGUUCCAAACCAACAUAAAUCCAGCCAGAGGAAUUCCAGCCCCACCCAGCUCUGCAAAAUCACUCAAGAAAAGAAUGACGGGGCUGCUUUGGAUACAUCAGAGUCAACACGCAGAGAAUCCCAAGAGAUGUGUCCAGAUGAUGACACUUGCACCGGUGCUAAACCAAAUGAGGUCAAAAGAAUGAUACAAAUGUUGGAGCAGCAGACAUCAUCGACUCUGAAAGACAAGGCAACUAACCCAUGGUCUGUAUGUAAGAAGAAAAGCAGUGACCAAAGUUGCAGUACCUCCAGAAAGAACAUGCGGCUGAUGGGGGUGGCCACAGGACUGGAGCCAGUUUCAUCAAAUAUUACCAGUGACACAGGGACAGCUAUGGAAAAAAUACAGACAAACAAAGCUGCAAUUAUAAAGACCAAUAAUGAAGGAUCAAAGGAAAAAAAAUACAACAAACAUUUCUCAAGCAAACGGCCCAAAGGAUCAGCUAAACCAUCUUUACAAGAAAGGUUUAAAUUAAGUGAAAAAAUGCUUUCUGCUUGCCAAAACCUAAAGAGGCACCUAUCUGAUGGGACAGAUAAAAGAACUAAGGAUUUUAAAGAUGCUAUUCAAACACUUAAACAAGAAUGGUUUAACAUAUCCUGCCAGAAGUCCACUGCCCCUCAUGCAGUGGACAUUUACCUCUCUACCUUUCAAGAUGUGUCACCAAUGGUGCUGCAGUAUGUGGUCAAUAUGGCCGACAGCAAUGGAAACACAGCUCUGCACUACUGUGUGUCAUACUCCAACUUUGGGGUUGUCAAGAAAUUACUUAACACAGAUGUAUGUAAUGUAAAUCAGCAGAAUAAAGCAGGUUACACUCCCAUCAUGUUGGCAGCUCUUGCAUCUGUGACUUCUCCUGAGCACAUGAGUGUGGUGAAGGAACUUUUCUCUAAAGGAGACGUGAACGCCAAGGCCAGUCAGGCCGGGCAAACAGCUCUGAUGCUCGCAGUGAGCAAUGGGAGUUUGGAAAUGGUACAAGCUCUUCUGGAGCAGGGGGCAGAGGUCAACCUGCAGGACGAUGAGGGCUCCACAGCAUUGAUGUGUGCCAGUGAACACGGCCAUGAAGAAAUACUGAAACUUCUGCUGCAGCAGCCCAACUGUGAUGCUACCCUUACAGACAGUGAUGAAAGCACAGCCUUGUCUAUUGCAUUGGAGGGAGGUCAUAAAGAGAUCGCGGUGCUUCUUUACGCACAUGCUAAUUUCUCCAAAGGAAACACUGGGACACCUGUUGGUCCCGGCCCACCUACAUCCCCCGGCAGAAAGAAAUGUAUUUGAAUAGAGAAAAUGUACAUGACACCUG